AUGUCAAAGGAGUCACGUGCCAUACAUAUAGCACCCCGUGCUACCGAAUUAAAGGUAAAUCAACAGCCCGAGCAACGGUUCAGCGAUGCAUUCGAUGCAACGACUAUUGCGGACCAUUUUGGAUCCACUACAAGUGAUAAUGCAACAAACUUCAUAGGCGCCAAAAACCAUUUAGCAGAACUAGAGGAAAGCAUUUAUUCUAAUGAAGGGCAAGAAGCAAUAAUCUCUGCUUGCAGUACUACAGGAAUAAACUUUCAUUUUAUUCCACCAAGGGCUCCACACUUGGGCGGUUUAUGGGAAGCAUCCGUAAAGUCCGCAAAAUAUUUGUUACUACGCAGCGUUUCAACAGCAUCAUUGACGUAUGAAGAACUCGAAACAGUGGUGGUGAAAAUUGAAGCGAUAUUAAAUUCACGACCAUUGACUCCAAUGUCCAAUGAUCCAACUGAUUUGACAGCAUUAACUCCAGGACACUUAUUAAUUGGAGAAGCUCUUACAACUCUGUAG
Messenger RNA from Teleopsis dalmanni, 504 nucleotides. RefSeq lists its product as uncharacterized. Bases 1 to 504 code for a protein of 167 amino acids. The transcript is spliced from 2 exons. Lineage: Eukaryota; Metazoa; Arthropoda; Insecta; Diptera; Diopsidae. Gene Ontology annotation, molecular function: nucleic acid binding. The record is from RefSeq and is a predicted model, not a curated record.